Pangasianodon hypophthalmus (striped catfish) is the source of this 2648-nucleotide messenger RNA. RefSeq names its product aldehyde dehydrogenase 4 family, member A1 (gene aldh4a1). The transcript has 15 exons. The coding region runs from base 188 to 1858 and encodes 556 amino acids. The record is from RefSeq and is a predicted model, not a curated record. NCBI's taxonomy places the organism in Eukaryota, Metazoa, Chordata, Actinopteri, Siluriformes, Pangasiidae. Gene Ontology annotation, molecular function: L-glutamate gamma-semialdehyde dehydrogenase (NAD+) activity.
GAAUGCCGCUAGUCUUGGCUUUAGCAGUCAGGCUAUCUUGUAACUUGUACGUCAUAAAUUCUUUAUGGAGGUUGCUGAAUGAGUUUAUUUUUGCUCAUUUAGGUGUAGAGGUGUCUCCUUAAUUUUAUUUUUAUUUUUUGACGUACAUUUGCUGAGUUGUUUCUUCGUCUCUGGUUCCUUUUGAGACAUGCUGCGCGUGCGGUCGGCGCUCAGUCGGUCCUGGAGGGGGUUCAAGACCUUCCCUUGUGCAGCUGUGGAGGUUAAGAAUGAACCCAUCUUGGCAUUCAAAGAGGGAAGCAAAGAAAGAGCAGAGCUAGAGAAGGCGCUACAAGACCUAAAAGGAAAGAUGGAGGAGAUUCCAUGUGUGAUCGGAGACGAACAGAUAUGGACCAAAGAUAUCAGAUACCAGCUAUCUCCGUUUAAUCAUGCACACAAAGUAGCCAAGUUCUGUUACGCUGAUAAGGAGCUCCUGAAUAAAGCCAUCCUGGCCUCGGUGGCAGCGAGGAGAGAAUGGGACCUCAAACCAGUAACAGACAGAGCCCAAAUCUUCUUCAAGGCUGCUGAUGUAAUCAGUGGACCAAAGAGAGCAGAGGUUCUGGCCAAGACCAUGAUUGGCCAGGGUAAGACCAUCGUGCAAGCUGAGAUCGACGCUGCAGCCGAGCUCAUUGACUUCUUCCGGUUCAACGCCAAGCACGCAGUAGAGCUGGAGCAGCAGCAGCCUCUGAACAGUGAUGGCAGCACCAACACCAUGCUGUACCGUGGGCUUGAGGGCUUUGUAGCUGCUGUGGCUCCUUUCAAUUUCACUGCCAUUGGUGGAAACUUGGCUGGCACACCAGCUAUAAUGGGUAACGUGGUGCUGUGGAAACCCAGUGACACGGCUAUGUCUGCCAGCUAUGCAGUCUAUAAGAUUCUGCGCGAGUCCGGCUUGCCUCCCAACAUCAUCCAGUUCGUUCCAGCUGAUGGCCCGGUUUUUGGCGACACUGUCACUUCUUCUGAGCAUUUGGCUGGAAUCAACUUCACCGGCAGUGUCCCAACAUUUAAGCGCUUGUGGAAACAAGUGGCACAGAAUCUGGAUAUCUACAGAAAUUUCCCUCGUGUUGCUGGAGAAUGUGGUGGCAAGAACUUCCAUUUUGUGCACAAGUCAGCAGACAUUGGCAGUGUGGUGACUGGCACCAUUCGCUCAGCAUUCGAGUACGGAGGGCAGAAAUGUUCAGCUUGUUCCAGGAUGUAUGUCCCAGACUCGCUCUGGCCUCAGAUUAAACAAGAGCUCCUGGCUGUGCACAAACAGAUCAAAGUGGGAGACCCUGUCGAAGAUUUUAGCACAUUUUUCUCAGCAGUUAUUGAUGACAAGUCCUUUAGCAGGAUCAAAGGGUGGCUCGAACAUGCCAAGUCAUCUCCUGAUCUUACUGUGAUUGCUGGAGGAAAAUGUGACGACAGGAAAGGAUACUAUGUGGAGCCCACGAUUAUUGAAACCAAAGACCCUCAGGAUAAAAUAAUGAAUGAGGAGAUCUUUGGACCAGUUCUGACUGUCUAUGUCUAUCCUGAGAACGACUACAAGAAAGUGCUGGAGCUGAUUGAUAACACAUCUCCGUAUGCACUAACAGGGGCUGUCUUUGCCCAAGAUAAGGCUGUUUUACAUGAGGCAGCAAAAGCACUGAGAAACGCAGCAGGAAAUUACUACGUUAAUGACAAAUCGACAGGUUCAAUUGUGGCCCAGCAACCAUUUGGAGGCGCCAGAGCAUCAGGUACCAACGACAAGCCCGGCGGCCCACACUAUGUCCUCAGAUGGACCUCACCGCAGGUUGUAAAGGAGACCUACGUUCCACUCAGAGACUGGAAAUAUGCCUACAUGGGCUGAGAACUUUCCUGUUCCAUCCACAAAAUCGCACUUAUCAACAAACUACUCUAAUAACGACUGGCCUUUUAAAGUUGUAUGCUUCUUGGUUCCCACAACAGUGGCUUGAUGGUACGGUGUCCCCUUGUGAUGCUGUUCUGGACUACACAUUGCAGAACUACUGAAACAGCCCUUAAAUAUGUGAACACAGUUAGGAGAACGGCAUGAAAGCUGCCUCCAGUGGUUUCCCAGCCCACACACACGUCAUCAGACGAUACUGCAAGUUUUAAUAGUAUUGAUUAAAGCAAGAGGAUCAGAAUUGCACUGAUAAUUUCUGUUACUGUCAUCUGUAGUGUGUUUUUUGCUUACUUAUCUUUAAAAUAAUCCUCACCUGGGAGUUUACCCCAGCCAUCAGUGUAUAAAAGUGUUACAGUAGUGUAAAUACAGGUUGAGUUAGAUUACCCUGAAAUGGGCUACUUUCUUGUCUGAAUCUAAACUUGAGUUAGAUGCUGUAAUUGAUUAAAUAAAUACAAAAAGCUUAUUAAUACCUAAUUAAAACAUAAUAUUAUGAUGCUGCUUAGUGCUAUAAUGGUCAAACAGAUGGAUAUGUGGAAAUUGGCUCUGAGCUUGUAGCAGUUUUGACCUUAACUUGACUGACAGUAAUGGAGUCUCCAGCAGUUAUGAAUUUUAAGUGAACUUCCUGUUCAACUUUGGUGGAAAUUUUGGUAUUAAUAUCAUACUGAUCCUAUGUAAUGCUGUUAGUGAAACAAGGGAAUCUGGAGCUGUGACUCAAUAAAGGUAUAGUUGAACAGUA